AUGGCCGAAUACCGUUCGCGUUGUAUCUCGAUUUUGCUGUUCUGUUGCUGGGUAGCAGUGUCAGACGCCGGUUACGCGCUAUAUCAAGAUUCCAAACAGCCCGUCUCCAAGAGAGUCGAGGAUCUUUUGAGCAGGAUGAGCUUGGCGGAAAAAGUCGGGCAGAUGACACAAAUUGAACGACAAGUAGCAUCAGCUCAUGUUAUGAAGAAGUAUUUCAUAGGCAGUGUAUUAAGUGGUGGAGGUAGUGCCCCGGCCCCACAAGCGUCCGCUGAGAAGUGGAUCGACAUGGUUAACCAUUUUCAGAACGGUUCGUUAUCUACACCUCACAAGAUACCAAUGGUAGAUCCUCAACUGGUGAAAAGAAUAGGUAGUGCGACGGCUCUUGAAGUCAGAGCUACAGGCAUUCAAUAUGCUUUUGCGCCUUGCAUUGCGGUUUGUAGAGAUCCAAGAUGGGGCCGUUGUUACGAAAGCUACAGUGAGGAUCCGAAGUUGGUUGAAGCCAUGACAGAACUCAUACCCGGAUUGCAAGGCGAUAUACCUUCGAAUUCUCCCAAAGGUGUCCCUUUUGUUGAUGGCCAAGCCUUCUCCGAGCGCCCUCAUGAGACAGUUCAGGAUGGAGUAGCUCGCGAGCAGGUGGAAGAGUCCACCCCUCUGUCGGAGCUUCCACGACAUGUUGUGGCCCCGUCGGUGGAGCUGCAGAUUCUGGUCCCGCUGGAACCCCUUGUUGCAGAUCUCACACAUGAAUCUGUUGGUUGCCAACAAGGUUUUUGGCGACAGUGUAAUUACUUUUGCAUCUGUAUUUGA
Striga hermonthica is the source of this 804-nucleotide messenger RNA. NCBI's taxonomy places the organism in Eukaryota, Viridiplantae, Streptophyta, Magnoliopsida, Lamiales, Orobanchaceae. The record is from the annotation of a GenBank genome assembly.